AUGGCGAGCAGAAAGGGCCAAAGGCCCAAGAAGCCCUUCGUCUACUGCGUCGGCAGCCCGCCGGGCUUCGACCCGGCCGAGCAGGCCCGCAGCGAGGACGUCCGCAACACGACGCUCGCCCUCCUCGACAAGGAUGACUUUGCGGGCGCCGUCCGGAGCUGGUUCAAGAUUACGACCCGGGACAGCUACGUCUACCACGCCAUGGGCAGUUGCGUCUUGGACCAGGUGCAGCACGUCGUUGGCCUCGGCGCCGUGAACGGUCUGCAUGACUGGUAUGCCGACACCGACGGCAAAUAUCUCCCCCGUCCGCCACAGCAAGACAUCCUCGCCUACACAGCUCUCUUCUCCCCAACGGCCUCCUUCCAGCCCGCCCUGCGCUCCCUCUCCUCCAACGCAAAGAAGCAGUCCCUCCGCGCCUCCGUAGCCGCCCACCUCUCGGCGACGCGCUUCAUCCACCCGCACCUCCAGGCCGCCCUCGCCAUCCCCCGCCUCCCCAAGUCCGCCAAGCACCCCUUCACCUCCCCGCCGAACCCCUACCUCGACUUCUGGUCCUGGUCCUGCCGCGCGCUCGAGUGGGCCGGCCCCUGCCCAGAGUCCAACCGCCUCCGGCCGCCCAAGGCGCACCACGUCCUCCCCGUCCUCAUGCACCACUUCGGCUGCGCCUGCCCCUCCCACGAAGCCCUCGAGAUCCUGCGCCUCCUGUCCGCCGCCGCAGCAGGAGGAGACGGCAAGCCCAGGUCCAAGCCCCGCACCGUCGCAGACGUCGGCUCCGGCGGAGGGUACUGGACCUACUGCCUCCGCGCCCGCGGCGUCCCCUGCCUCGCCGUCGACAGCGCCCAGUCCGAGUGGCGCGCGACCUGGGUCCCGGACACGGUCAUCGCCGACGGCGCGUCGUGGCUCAGCAGCGCGACGGGCUCGGAGGACGGCGACGACCUCAUCCUGCUGCUCGUCUACCCCGUCGUGGGCGGCGGUGCCGGCGCCGGCGGCGAGGAAGGGAGCUUCACGCGCGGCCUGCUCGACGCCUACGCCGGCGACACGGUCGUUGUCGUGGGCACCCAGAACGCCAACGGCUACACGGGCUUCAGCGACAUGACCAUGGACCAGUACAUGGCGCGCGAGCGGCCCGAGUGGACGCGCGUCGUGCAGAUACCGCUGCCGAGUUUCGCGGGCAAGGACGAGGCCAUGUACAUCUACCAGCGGGGGAAGCGGGCGCCACCGCCUGUACCAGAGGCCGGGGAGGCCGCUGUAGAAGAUGUAAAUGGUUAG
Molecule: messenger RNA, 1266 nt
Organism: Thyridium curvatum
Lineage: Eukaryota; Fungi; Ascomycota; Sordariomycetes; Thyridiales; Thyridiaceae
Exons: 2
Coding region: 1-1266 (421 amino acids)
Source: RefSeq, a predicted model, not a curated record